AUGCACAGUCUUGCAGCCAAGAUGCCACGUUUAAUGGUACCAGGACUACAGAAUCUAGGCAAUACAUGUUUCUUUAAUGCUAUAUUGCAAGCACUAGCGUCUUUACCCAGUGUGCAUGAAUAUCUUCAAGAGAUUGAGCAACGCGCACGUGUUACACGGCGUCACAUUGCAUUCACUGGUGCUCUACGUGACUGUUUGGAAGCACUGACACCUCGAGAGGAACAUGAGUCAUGUAAAGUAGUUGCCCCACGAGUUCUAAAUGCGGAGCUUACAAGCAAACUACGAGCUUUUCGUGGCAAUAAACAGCAGGAUUCACAGGAAUUGCUACAGUUCUUGUUUAAAUUGGUUGGUAAUGAACAACAAAGCUGCUCGGUACAAGAUCGUGGACUGGUAGAUCUUACAGUGGAUGAUGUACAAGACCCUGCGACGUUGAGCUCAAUCAGUGAUCUUCGGUUAUCACAAGCAGUUGAUAAACGGAACUGGAACCCGCUGCAAGGUCUUCAAGUGAAUUUAUUGCAAUGUUGUCGUUGCCAUCGCUUCCGACCUCUUAAGAAUCAGCCGUUCUUGGACGUAUCUCUAUCUCUUGUAGCGUUAGGCGACCGAAACAUUUCUUGUCUUACGGACGCGCUGCAUAUGUACACAGAACCAGAGGUCAUUAAAGGGGUAGAAUGUAGUUAUUGCAGCGUUAUUGAUGAGCUCAAGGUCACAAUGAAAGAGUAUGAACAGACCAAGAAGGACGAAGCACGACUUCGGCAUGGCAAUGCUAGCAUUGUACUGGGCCUAGAGAUUGCGCAGCAUGAGCGGAAAGACUGGAUUCACACGCUAGAGCAGCUUGCUAACUCAUCAUUCAGCUUUGAUCUGGAACAACUCGAACGGCCGAUUCCGCGUAGUCGUAGCGAAAGCCACAAGCGCUUGCAGUUUUCGCGCAGUCCGGACGUGUUUUGCUUCCAUCUCAACCGAAAAGUUUACAGGAAGACUGGCGGUGCAGUCAAGCUGGAAAAUUAUGUGGAGUUUCCUCUGGAGCUUGACAUGAGUGUCUAUUGCCAAUAUGAACUGGACUCCAUUGCAGAGCAAGAACUAGUGAAUAGCGCUUCGCGACGAGGAAGCGGUCUCAUUCGGCAGUCUGGUACGUCUUCACUGCCGUAUAGCGAGGGCACGAAGCAGCAGUAUUUACUCUACGAUUUAACGGCGGUCAUUCUCCACCAUGGCAAUGAGCGCUGCGGUCAUUUCACAGCAUACCGCCGUGCCAGCCCAUCCCAGUGGUUUUUUGUCUCUGAUGAAAGCGUGCGUGAGGCUUCCGUAGCUGAAGUUUUAAGUAGCUGCGCGUACAUGCUCUUUUACGAGCGUAAAUGUCGGACGAAGAAGACAACUCGGAGUUCCGAGACGGAGGAAACAACAGAUGAUGAUGACAGUUUGCCGGAUGUGCCCUUUGAGCCCCAUUUGCUGCUACCAAAUGGCCGCUACUGA
Messenger RNA from Peronospora belbahrii, 1467 nucleotides. NCBI's taxonomy places the organism in Eukaryota, Oomycota, Peronosporomycetes, Peronosporales, Peronosporaceae. The record is from the annotation of a GenBank genome assembly.